GCCCGCGGGGCCAUGAAGGCGGGCUCCGGCCAUGGCCCAUGGCAGCGCGGCGGUCAUGCUGAAGUGCGUGGUGGUGGGGGACGGCGCGGUGGGCAAGACGUGUCUGCUGAUGAGCUACGCCAACGACGCCUUCCCCGAGGAGUACGUGCCCACCGUCUUCGACCACUACGCAGUCAGCGUUACCGUCGGGGGCAAGCAGUACCUGCUGGGGCUGUACGACACCGCCGGCCAGGAAGACUAUGAUCGUCUGAGACCUUUAUCUUAUCCUAUGACCGAUGUCUUCCUUAUCUGCUUCUCAGUGGUAAACCCUGCUUCAUUUCAAAAUGUGAAGGAAGAGUGGGUACCGGAGUUGAAGGAAUAUGCACCUAAUGUUCCCUUUUUACUAGUAGGAACACAGAUUGAUCUUCGUGAUGAUCCAAAAACUUUGGCAAGACUGAACGAUAUGAAAGAGAAGCCCGUAUCUGUGGAGCAAGGACAGAAGUUAGCAAAAGAGAUAGGGGCCUACUGCUAUGUGGAGUGUUCAGCUUUAACACAGAAAGGACUGAAGACCGUUUUUGAUGAAGCUAUUAUAGCGAUCCUAACUCCAAAGAAACACACAGUGAAGAAGAGAAUAGGCUCAAGAUGCAUAAACUGCUGUUUGAUCACGUGAGAUAUAUUUGGCAAUGGCCAGACUUACUGUGAAAUUCUGCUGAAUUUAAAUACAAUGCAUUAAGUACACAGCAAAGUUCUUACAGGUCUGAAAGCUAAAACUACAUUUCUGCCUUCUACAACCAGUGAAAUCCAGAGGAAUAAAAUCAAACUCAAUGAACUUGUAAUAAGAAGCCACCACAUCUGUUAGAAAUAUUUUAUUCAGACUGGAAGGUACAAUCUCUCAGGGUUACAUAGUCUAGAGGAAGCAAAAACUGCACCAUGCUGAAACAGCAUCUGUGUGAUUUUAUUGAGUGGAGAUGCUUGGUCUGAAAUACUCUAAAUGAAUUUGGAUAGUCUUCUGCUUUGACUAUACAUAUAUCUCU
This is a messenger RNA of Haliaeetus leucocephalus (bald eagle), 1013 nucleotides long. It is a transcript of the gene RHOQ, whose product is annotated as ras homolog family member Q. NCBI's taxonomy places the organism in Eukaryota, Metazoa, Chordata, Aves, Accipitriformes, Accipitridae. Gene Ontology annotation, biological process: cortical actin cytoskeleton organization; small GTPase-mediated signal transduction. Bases 32 to 649 code for a protein of 205 amino acids. The record is from RefSeq and is a predicted model, not a curated record. The transcript is spliced from 5 exons. Gene Ontology annotation, molecular function: GTPase activity; GTP binding.